AUGAGCAUCACAAAAAUCAAGUCGCUGGACCUGAGCCAGAACUACUUGGUGGGCUCCAUGCCCGCGGGCACCUGGUCCUACUGCGAUUUGGCCUACAACUGCCUCUCCAGCGUUGGCAACUGCGGCAGUGCGUACAUGCCGCGCUACUCGUGUGCUUUCUGUGGCAGCGCUGACGGCACGGGCACGCUGUGUGGAGUGGGCAAGGCGUGUGUCCCGGACUCUGAAGCUCGGAUUGCGGCAAAGCAGUCGAACCUGGAGGAAGUGGGGCUGAUAUGCUUGGACCAGCCAACCAUCAUGGACUCCGUUGACGGUCAGUGCAGUGCCGCUCCCCAUCCCGAUCUCCUCCGCAUCAUCCCCCGCAUCAUCCCCCACUACACACUACACCCUGUGCUGCUUCUGCGCCACUACCCCCUCCGUCCACCCCUGCAAGUGCUUGCUGCCCCUCCGAACAUCAAGACCGCUCUGGGGGUGACCUUCACCACUUGGAACGCCUCUGCACCAUGCCGCGCCGCUGGAUCCACGGUGACCUUUGCGGGUGAAUGGAGUGGCGUCGUGUGCACGGGGAGUGGCAAGGUGGCCAGCAUUGGCGCUGUGAGCAACUACCUCAUGGGCACCGUUCCCGCGCUCGCCACCGGGCUGCGCACCAUGGACCUGCGCAACAACUUUCUCACGGACCUGCCAGCUGUCGCCUACACUUGGUGCGGCGCCAGCGCCAACUGCCUUGUUACGCCCUCCAAGUGCAACACUGCCGGCACGGCUCAGCGGCCCGCAGCGGAGUGUGUCUACUGUGGCACCAACGGUGUGCCGCCGCUGUGCUGGGGUGCGGGCGGCGUGUGCACGGUGAAUGCGUCUGCACCCGUGGCGGCCGGCACAGUGAACAGCGCAUCGCAGCCCGUGCUGCCCCGCACGUGCGUCAACAGCCCCGUGGUGGGCCUGAAAGAAACCGCAGCUAUGCUGGCGAUCAAGUCAUCACUGGGCGUCACUGUGAGCACGUGGGCGGGCAGUGUGCCGUGCGCCAUCAAGGGGCUGAGCACCACGGCCACGGGUGCACCAGUCGUCAUGCCUGCACGAGCCUUUCCACACACUGCCACUCUCCUCAUGGCCCCCCUCAUCGCUACCCUCAUCGCUACCCUCAUCGCUACCCUCAUCGCUACCCUCAUCGCUGCCCUCACCGCCCUCAUCGCUGCCCUCAUCGCUGCCCUCAUCGCUGCCCUCAUCGCUGCCCUCAUCGCUGCCCUCAUCGCCCUCAUCGCUGCCCUCAUCGCUGCCCUCAUCGCUGCCCUCAUCGCUGCCCUCAUCGCCCUCAUCGCUGCCCUCAUCGCUGCCCUCAUCGCCCUCAUCGCUGCCCUCAUCGCUGCCCUCAUCAUCUGUGCUCCCCUCGCAGCCGCCUGCACUACAACUACUUCUUCGAGGACAUCCCCUCAUUCCUUGUGGGCCUCCCAAAGCUCACUCAAUUGUAAGUCUGCUGAUGGGAAACCAUGCACUGUAUGGCUGUGCGUUGCUUUGAAACGCCGUCCUUUCAUCUCGCCUCUCCUCCUCGUGGAUUUCUUCUUACGCCGCCAUUCACCCACGCACAACCCCCCUCCCCCCUCGCUGCUCUCCCUGGCACCAGCGGCAUGGUCUUAA
Closterium sp. Yama58-4 is the source of this 1626-nucleotide messenger RNA. NCBI's taxonomy places the organism in Eukaryota, Viridiplantae, Streptophyta, Zygnematophyceae, Desmidiales, Closteriaceae. The record is from the annotation of a GenBank genome assembly.